Molecule: messenger RNA, 670 nt
Organism: Aedes aegypti (yellow fever mosquito)
Lineage: Eukaryota; Metazoa; Arthropoda; Insecta; Diptera; Culicidae
Product: cuticle protein CP14.6
Exons: 2
Coding region: 61-480 (139 amino acids)
Cellular component (GO): chitin-based extracellular matrix
Molecular function (GO): structural constituent of chitin-based larval cuticle
Source: RefSeq, a predicted model, not a curated record
AGCCAGCAAAUUUGUAGCGUGUAAUUAGAUUUUUGUAGAUCUCCAUAAAACUACAGCAAAAUGAAAAUGUUCAUCGCACUGUCCGCUCUGAUGGCCGUGGCCGCCGCCGUUGGGGACCACUACGUGGAGCACAAGCACAUUCCGAUCGUGCACAGCGAGUUGGUCCAGAGCAACGACGGUCAAUUCAAGUAUGGAUACGAGUCGGGCAAUGGAAUCGUCGUUCAGGAGGAAGGUCAUGUCAAGAACUUUGGCAGCAAGGAUCACGAGGCCAACGUUGCCCACGGAUCGUACUCGUACAUCGACCCUCAUGGUGUCCCAGUUUCCGUGAGCUACGUUGCCGAUGAGAACGGUUUCCAGGCCCAUGGAUCGCACAUCCCAACGCCACCACCACUACCAAAGGAGCUGGUUGAGGCCUAUGCCAAGGUGGGCAGUCACCCUGAGGCCCACCACGAAGAACCGGAAAGCUACAAGGGUCACUAAGCAGAUCCGGCACCGCAGCAAUGGGUGCCUGCAGGAGAUGUUCUCUCUUCCUCUUAAAAUGAGUAUAUGCCAAAAUGUGAUAGUCUAUCCGAUUGUCAGCCGGAUAGUGCCUAGUGAAAUUGUUUUUGAUAGUUAUAUGGAUUCAAUAGAAAAAAUGUAAAUAAAAAUAUAAUAUUAUACAAAACUCAAA